This is a messenger RNA of Trifolium pratense (red clover), 1652 nucleotides long. RefSeq names its product disease resistance protein RPS5-like. Bases 719 to 1324 code for a protein of 201 amino acids. Lineage: Eukaryota; Viridiplantae; Streptophyta; Magnoliopsida; Fabales; Fabaceae. The record is from RefSeq and is a predicted model, not a curated record. Gene Ontology annotation, molecular function: ADP binding. The transcript has a single exon.
AACUAUCAUAUAAUGUUGUCAAAAAAAAAAAAAAAAAUAACUAUCAUAUAACUGUCCUUAUAUUACUGUCAUGACUGGUACUUUGUUUUUAUGUUAAGUGGUAUCAAAAUUAACAUACGGACUACGGAGUAUACUAGUAAAAUAUAGAAGGCAUAAAUAACACGGACACACACCAGUACUAUAUGUUCCGUGCUUCGUAAGUCGUAACUUAUGCAUCAAAAUUGUUUUUCUUAAAAAUAAGAGAAAGUAGUUUUUUUAGUUACAAGGCUAAAGAAAAAGAAAACAAAAAAGAAAAGUAUUUCCUAAAGAAAGUUCCGAUCAAUCCUCAAGGAAAUCUAACAGAAAGUAUGCGUGAAGCAAAUAUUACCGUAUUGAAGAAGUUCGUCCUUGACUUCUUGGAUAAAGUGGCGGAAAUUAGGGGUUGGGAGAAAGUAGUUUAGAUUGCUUUAAUAAUUUUUUGGUGUAAAAUAUUACCAAAUAGUACCUAUAAUAGAUUAAUAGUUUACCUAAUUUUUUCCUGGUAGUUUCUAAGAAAAUGUUAACAUGACCCUAAUUUCUAUAUUUAUUCUAAGUCUAGUCAACAAUGGCAACUUGAAAGUAAACAAAAAAUUGAAAAACAAUGGCAAGUGGAAGUCUUGAACAAGGAACCUGUUUCCAUUGCCCCACACACACACUUAUUUAUAUGUAAAUUGAAGUUUUGGUGAAAUGAAGCUUUCGCAUGUCUCAGCACUUAUUUAGUUGCAGUGAUAAUAUUAUUGAGGUGCGAUUUCAAGGUGCGACGAAUUUGGGGGACAUGUAUAUUCCCAGCACCGAUGAUAAGGUUAAGCAACAAAUUAUGGAUGCACUGAGAGUAAGAGAUCAAGGAGAAAAUAUAAUUGGAUUAUGUGGGUCAGUUAAAAGAGUCAAGCAUUUUGCAAAAACAGCUAUAAGAAGAGCCGAGAGAGAUCAAUUGUUCCAAGAGAUUAUCACAACAAAUGUGACAAAGAAGCCGGAUAUUACUAAGAUUCAGGCACAAAUUGGUAAGGCAAUAGGUCUGAAUUUUGAUGAUAAAGGUGUUGUAGUUAAAUCAACUUGGUGGAAAUUUGGUAAUAACAAAAGGAUAACAACUGCAGAAAGAGCUGCUCUUUUGUGUGCUAAGAUGAAAGAGUUGCAGACAGUCCUAGUUGUACUGAAUGAUGUUCAUGGUAGACUUGAUUUAGGUGAGAUUGGUAUCCCCUUUGGUGAAGAUCACAAUGGUUGCAAGAUAUUGGUGACAUCAACAAGUGUAGAGGUUUUAUCCAAAAAAAUGAAGGUUCAUAAAUUGAUUGAGAUAUCAGAGACAUGACGAGAUUCUCUUCCUAAUAGAGUGUUCGAAGCAAUGAUGAUGAAAAUUUGAAGUCCAAACAGGUUCGUCAUUUGGAAAAACACCACGUUUAAGAGAUUAGAGACUGAGAAGUGCUUUCUAGGUAUAUAGAUGAACUAAGACUUAGCUUUUUUUCUGUCAAAUGUCUGUGCUUGUAAUCAAAUAUAUGGGUCCAGUUCAGAACUUCAGAUAAUAAUAACUGUAAAUUUAAGAUUUUUAUUUUUCAGUCAAAAGCUUGUAAUCUAAGAUAUGAAUCUAGUACAGUUAAUUGUAUAUGUCAUGAUAUUAUUGUUAUAGUGAGUGGUGACAA